This is a messenger RNA of Acromyrmex echinatior (Panamanian leafcutter ant), 686 nucleotides long. RefSeq lists its product as uncharacterized. Lineage: Eukaryota; Metazoa; Arthropoda; Insecta; Hymenoptera; Formicidae. The record is from RefSeq and is a predicted model, not a curated record. Gene Ontology annotation, biological process: detection of chemical stimulus involved in sensory perception of smell; sensory perception of smell. Gene Ontology annotation, cellular component: plasma membrane. Gene Ontology annotation, molecular function: olfactory receptor activity; odorant binding.
CUUGUGCAUAGGGGCAACUGCAUUGACAGCAACAGGCACGAUGCUGAUUGCAUACUUCAAACAUAUUUGUGGAAUGUUUAGCAUAGCAAGUUUCCGUAUUAAGAAGGCAAUGGCGAUUAAUAUGCAACAAGAUGUUAAUGAAGAAAAAAUGGUUAUAAUUUAUAAAAGAAUGAUUUAUGCGAUAGAUAUACAUCGCAAAGCUACCGAGUUUUCUCAAGUCUUUAUAAAAAGUUUUGAAGGAUCUUUCUUCUGUUUAAUAGCGGCUGGGGCGGCUUUUAUUAUAUCACAUAAUAGCACAGGGCAACUUGUAUUACAAUUUAUAUACAUAAGUGUUCUCUACUUGUACAUAUUUUUGUCUAAUUAUACCGCACAAGAUAUUACAGAUCACAAUGAAUACGUAUUUGCUACAGUAUAUGAUGUUGAAUGGUAUGUGGCUCCGUUACACAUACAGAAAAUGAUGUUAUUUCUACUGCAAAAGGGUACAAAAGCUUUUCAUUUGAUUCUCGGUGGUAUAUUCAUUGCGUCUAUGGAAAGUGCUGCUACGUUGAUGGGUACUUCAGUAUCUUACUUCACUGUUCUCUAUUCUACAAGUACAAAAUAAUAAUUGCAAAAUAAUUAAGACAGUUUACAACGUUUUUGACUUCAAAAUGCACUGCAGAUCUCAUUAUCAAUGUUCUGUCCUCAGC